Molecule: messenger RNA, 432 nt
Organism: Schizosaccharomyces cryophilus OY26
Lineage: Eukaryota; Fungi; Ascomycota; Schizosaccharomycetes; Schizosaccharomycetales; Schizosaccharomycetaceae
Product: sorting nexin Snx3
Exons: 4
Coding region: 1-432 (143 amino acids)
Biological process (GO): endocytic recycling; late endosome to Golgi transport
Cellular component (GO): early endosome membrane; retromer complex
Molecular function (GO): phosphatidylinositol-3-phosphate binding
Source: RefSeq, a predicted model, not a curated record
AUGGAUAAACUACGUAGACCUGAAAUUCGUCAACAAACGACCCAACAAAUGUAUGGUGUUCCUGAAAACAUCCUGGAGAUCGAUGUCGUAAAUCCUCAAAAUCAUGGUCUUGGAAGAGGCAUGUUUACUACCUAUGAAAUUCAAUGUCGGACGAAUAUGCCUUAUUUUCGUUUGAGAUAUUCUAGCGUUCGUCGCCGUUAUAGUGAAUUUGAAAAGUUUCGCGACAUGUUGGAACACGAAAUUGGACGUGUUUCCAUUCCUCCCUUGCCAGGAAAGGUUUUCACAAACCGCUUCCGCGAAGAUGUGAUUGAGGAACGCAGACAAGGCCUUGAAACAUUUCUAAGAGCUGUUGCUGGCCAUCCGCUUAUUCAAACACAUUCUCGUAUACUUUCUUCAUUUCUUCAAAACCAAGAAUUCCACCCUACUAUUUAA